Gossypium raimondii (Peruvian cotton) is the source of this 3498-nucleotide messenger RNA. RefSeq names its product extra-large guanine nucleotide-binding protein 3. The transcript has 9 exons. Gene Ontology annotation, biological process: adenylate cyclase-modulating G protein-coupled receptor signaling pathway. Gene Ontology annotation, cellular component: heterotrimeric G-protein complex. Lineage: Eukaryota; Viridiplantae; Streptophyta; Magnoliopsida; Malvales; Malvaceae. Gene Ontology annotation, molecular function: G protein-coupled receptor binding; guanyl nucleotide binding; G-protein beta/gamma-subunit complex binding. Bases 669 to 3254 code for a protein of 861 amino acids. The record is from RefSeq and is a predicted model, not a curated record.
CGGUUCCACAUCAUCACCACCAUAGGCGCCAACAGUACCCACGCACGAGGCCACACUCAGUAGAGCUCGGGCCUCGGGGCAGCUCAUCCCCCCACCCAGUCCUCAACUCAACUACAACAAACAUUAAAAAAGUGAAAACCACUCCUUCAGACAAUCCUGCAACUGCUGCUGCUACUGUUGUUCAUGAAGUUCUUAAACCAAAAAAGAAAAAAGAAAAUAAGAAACUUGGGGGCCCACAUUUCUCUCUCUUCUUUGUCUGUAGUGUUCACCAUUUUCAUCAUUCUCUACAAAAAAAAAAUGGACUGAUGUGUUGUAGUGCAGGCUCUCUUUUUUGGUUUUGCAGAGAGGCUUUUUGAAGAUUUUAUUUUUUAUUUUUCCCAUCUCUCAGAGUCUGGGAUUUCGUUUUCUUUUCUUGGAUUUCUUCAAAGCACAGAAAAGAAACAAUUCGAAGAAGCGCAGAAAGCAAAGACCUUCUCUACCUUUUCUUCUUCCUCUCUGAGGUUCACUUUCAUUUUCUUCCUUUUCUUUCAGGUAAUUCGAGCUUAUUCAUGCACGUCUCUGGAUGUUAUAGAGCAUAGUUUGAUAACUAUGUGUGAUACUUGAGGAGUUGUAAUUUGAACUUGAAGCUCUAUCCCAGCAUAUAGCACUUCGGUAUUGUAUUCAAAUAAAUGGAGCAAAAGGAGGGUGAGAGUUGGAAAAAGUUGGUCGGGAAGAUGCUUCCACCCGGUGCCUCGCUCCCUGAAGAUUCAUUAGAGCUUGAUUACUCCAUAGCAAUAGAAUAUAAAGGUCCUCCAGUUGCUUAUGAAGUACCUAGAGUUGAGCCUCUGGAUGUAAAUUCACAUGCCAUCCCUACUGCAGAAGCUCUGUCAGAGUCCCAAAGAUCAGUUGCUAAUACUGCGACCCUGGUGAUUGAGCCAAUCCCCUUGCCAGUGUCUCAUAUUGCCAGUGUCACAAGUCCACGUACUCAGAGUCCAAGGGUUUCAGCAAGCUCUGAGUCCCUAGUGUCUGUGCUGCAAAAUCCUGAUUUUUCUUCAGCUUCUCCUUCAGCAUCACCUGGCUCAGUUGGCAACCCUCCUAGUAAUCCUCCUAAACAAGUUGUUAAUGAAGGAAAGAGAGUUCCAGUUGUUACAUUCAAUACUGUUGAAAAGUCGGAUAGGAAAGAUAUGGAUAUGGUAAAGAGAGUCUUUCCUGAAUAUGUUGGGGUUUCAACAGAAAAGAAGAAGAAGAAGAGAAGGGUUUGUUAUCGAUGCGGUAAGAGAAAGUGGGAAACAAAGGAAUCUUGCCUGGUUUGUGACGCUAAGUAUUGCAGCAAUUGUGUGCUUAGGGCAAUGGGGUCGAUGCCUGAAGGACGAAAAUGUGUGACAUGCAUUCGCCAGCCAAUUGAUGAAUCAAAGCGCUUACGAUUAGGUAAACAUUCUAGGCUCUUGUCUCGACUACUCAGUCCAUUGGAGGUAAAGCAGAUUAUGAAAGCAGAGAAAGAAUGUUCUGCUAAUCAGCUCCGGCCGGAGCAGCUAAUUGUGAAUGGAUAUCCACUGAAGCCUGAAGAGAUGGCUGAAUUACUCGGAUGCCCUUUACCUCCUAGGAAGUUGAAGCCUGGAAGAUAUUGGUAUGACAAGGAAUCUGGUCUAUGGGGAAAGGAAGGAGAAAAACCUGAUCGCAUCAUUAGUUCAAACCUAAAUUUCACUGGCAAGCUUAAUCAUGAUGCAAGCAAUGGCAAUACUGAAGUCUAUAUGAAUGGAAGGGAGAUUACAAAACUUGAAUUGAGGGUGCUAAAGUUGGCAAAUGUGCAGUGUCCACAUGACACUCAUUUUUGGGUCUAUGAUGAUGGUCGUUAUGAGGAAGAAGGUCAAAAUAACAUUAGAGGAAACAUCUGGGAGAAGGCAACAACUCGUUUUGUCUGUACCUUGUUUUCUUUGCCUGUGCCCCAUGGUCAACCUCAAGGAGUGAGGGAGGAGGCCAGCAAUUAUAGUACUGUUCCAAAUUACCUAGAGCAAAAACGAACCCAGAAGCUUCUUUUACUUGGGCUUCAAGGCUCUGGAACAAGCACCAUCUUCAAGCAGGCAAAGUUUUUGUAUGGAAAUGGGUUUUCUGCAGAAGAACUGCAGGAUCUGAAGUUGAUGAUCCAGAGUAAUAUGUACAGGUAUCUUAGUAUAUUAUUAGAUGGGCGGGAGCGGUUUGAGGAGGAAGCAAUGUCUGGAAUGCCAGAACUAGCUGCCAAUGAUCAGAACUUUGAUGCUGGUGGGGAGGUCGAGUCUGGUGAAACUAACCAGUGUGCCUAUUCUAUCAACCCAAGGCUAAAGCAUUUUGCUGACUGGCUUCUGGAUAUUAUAGCCACUGGUGAUUUGGAUGCAUUUUUCCCUGCAGCAACGCGUGAGUAUGCACCAUUAGUUGAGGAGUUGUGGAAAGAUCCAGCUAUACAGCACACUUAUAGAAGAAAAGAUGAGCUUCACUUUCUUCCUGAUGUUGCGGAGUACUUCUUAAGCAGGGCUGUAGAGGUGUCGAGCAACGAAUAUGAACCUACUGAUCGUGACAUUCUUUAUGCUGAAGGGGUCACCCAAGGGAAUGGCUUGGCUUUCAUAGAGUUUUUGCUCGAUGAUCGUAGUCCAAUUUCUGAAACCUACACAGACAAUUUGGAAGCUCCCUCACAGCCAUUAACCAAGUAUCAACUCAUAAGGGUAAAUGCAAAGGGGAUUAAUGAAGGAUGCAAGUGGGUGGAAAUGUUUGAAGAUGUACGAGUUGUAGUCUUCUGCGCGGCCCUCAGUGAUUAUGAUCUGAUGUCGGUAGCACCAGAGAGCAGUGGCAGUGGACCGCUAUUUCAAAAUAAGAUGAUGCAGACCAAGGAGUUAUUUGAAACAAUGAUAAGGCACCCUUGCUUUAAGGAUACGCCGUUUGUGUUGAUACUAAACAAGUAUGAUCUCUUUGAGGACAAAGUGAAUCGGGUGCCUUUAAGCACUUGUGAAUGGUUCAAUGAUUUCAGUUCAGUGAGACCAGUCCAUAGUCACCAGUCUCUGGCUCAACAGGCUUACUUUUACGUUGCGAUGAAGUUCAAGGAUCUUUAUGCUUCCCUUACAGGACGGAAACUUUUUGUGUCACAAGCUAGGGCAAGGGACCAUCGGGUGACCGUUGAUGAAGCAUUUAAAUAUACAAGAGAGGUUCUCAAAUGGGAAGAAGAGAAAGAUGAAAACUACUAUGGAGGAGAAGACUCAUUUUACAGCACAGAUGUUAGUUCCUCGCCGUUUGUGCGGCAAGAAUGACUGUGCAUUUGGAAUUUGCUUGUAUUCUUAAAAUGUAAAGAAAGCUGCGGGAGCAUUGUGCUAGCUAUGUAUUUCAUUUUCCCAGAAUAUCAAUUCAAUGAUAUUGGUCAUGUUAGGUUUGAUUCUUUGUUAUGCAUGAUUCAUUACUGCUUUGUAAUGCUGAGGUGUUAAGUGUUCCAUGUGAUUCAGAAUUAUGUAAAACUAGCAAACUAUGAGAUUAAAGAUGGGGCUUAUUUUGAAGAAA